Messenger RNA from Anopheles funestus (African malaria mosquito), 1431 nucleotides. RefSeq names its product CLIP domain-containing serine protease 14D-like. The transcript is spliced from 4 exons. Gene Ontology annotation, molecular function: serine-type endopeptidase activity. Gene Ontology annotation, biological process: proteolysis. The coding region runs from base 247 to 1362 and encodes 371 amino acids. The record is from RefSeq and is a predicted model, not a curated record. Lineage: Eukaryota; Metazoa; Arthropoda; Insecta; Diptera; Culicidae.
AACUGGACCGGUUAGGCAGCUUUCGGUACAGCACGUAUCAAGAACCCCGAACAUAACCGUGCCAGCGGGCUUACGAAACACACUAGAGCUCGUGGCAGACAGACAGAACAUCAGUGUGUGCUGUUUCGGGCACUGUUGGACGACCUACGCUGUAGGGAUAUAUUUUUUUUUUUGGUGUUUGUUUUCAUUACCUAACCUCAACAGCAUCCUUGGACACGCCGUGCGGAUUUCUCAUCUUAGCACGAAAUGUCACCACACACGGGAAGGUUUGUGCUGGUGCUGGUGUGCGUUAUCGGUGCGAUCGGAUCAUCUGUGGCAUUGAAUCUACAAGAUACAUGUCAAACACCUGACGGCAAUGAGGGCACCUGUGUGAUGAUUCGAUCGUGCCACUCGAUCCGGAAGCUGCUGCUGAUGAAGGAAAAAAUGACACCAGCAGAUCAUGAGUUGGUCCGUAAUUCGAACUGUGGCAAAAAGGAUCGUUCGGUACUUGUAUGCUGUCCGCUCGUACGCAAGCUGACCGGAAGAUUUGACACACCGGUUGAGCUACCGCCACCGGGUGAGUGCGGCAAAAUGCAAUCGGACCGUAUCGUCGGUGGUGAAACAACCUCGAUAGAUGCUUAUCCUUGGCUGACGAGAAUUCAAUACUACAAAGGCAAUAAUCGGUACGGAUUCCACUGUGGUGGAGUGCUCAUCCAUAACCAGUACGUUCUGACGGCUGCCCAUUGCAUUGAAGGUGUUCCAUCUAGCUGGAUCGUAUAUCAGGUCCGGCUGGGCGAGUUCGACACAACUACGGAAAUUGACUGCGUACAAGAGGAUUGUGCUGAUCCGGUGCGUGAUGCACUGAUCAGCGCAUAUGUAGUGCACCCGGAGUACUACAAACAGAACGGCGCCGAUUACAACGAUAUCGCACUGCUACAACUCUCGGAAAGUAUAGAAUUUACCGACUUUAUUCGCCCGAUCUGUUUACCGGUUGCGGCGGAAAGCCGUGAAGCCAAUCUGACCGGCAAGUAUGCAACCGUCGCCGGCUGGGGACAAACGGAAAACAGUAGUUCGAGCACGAAAAAGUUGCACCUACGCGUACCUAUCCUCGACAACGAAGCGUGCUCCGAUGCGUUCAGUUCAAUACGGCUGGAAAUCAUUUCUACCCAGCUUUGUGCCGGUGGCGAGAAGGGUAAGGAUUCGUGCCGUGGUGACUCCGGCGGUCCACUGAUGCGGUACGGCGAUGGUCGAUCGACGGCUAAGCACUGGUACCUGGUCGGUGUGGUUAGUUUCGGACUGGAGCAGUGUGGUACGGACGGUGUACCCGGUGUCUACACGCGUAUGAGCGAAUACAUGGACUGGGUGUUGGAGACAAUGGUGUAGCGGAAUAUGAAUCUUAGCUUCUAUAUCACACACCUGUAAAGGAAAUACAUUCCCCGGGGGCAAAACGUG